This is a messenger RNA of Guillardia theta CCMP2712, 1911 nucleotides long. RefSeq lists its product as hypothetical. The record is from RefSeq and is a predicted model, not a curated record. NCBI's taxonomy places the organism in Eukaryota, Cryptophyceae, Pyrenomonadales, Geminigeraceae. The transcript has 19 exons. Bases 1 to 1911 code for a protein of 636 amino acids.
AUGGCGAAGGAGCUGCGAUGGCGGGAGGCUGAGAAUCUCUGCGGUGAGAUGAGGGACAUGGCGAUCAUUCUUGAAGCAGAUGUUAGUCUAGCGCUUGUUAGUACUACUUAUCAGUACUUUCCGGUUAGUCCGAUCGAUGGUUCAGGAAAGGGAGGGUUGGUCAAGACAAUUGCCCCUUUGAAGAGCGAAGAUGCAACAACAUCAACAUCGAAACCUGAGAAAACUCCUGAGAGUCCAGUUGUGAAGCUAUUCAAGAUUGGGAGGGGUUCAAGUUUCUUCGGGUUUGAUGCCAUCGAUGACUCAGUCCCGUGUGGACGGGAGGCUGUCUUGGAGUUUCAGGUGGAGCCGACCUGGAGUUCGUUCACCGUAAUGGUUGAAGGGACCUGCGGUUCAGUCAGCUUGACCAGAGAGUCGGAUGAGGAGGAAGAGGAGGAAGAGGAGGAAGAGGAGGAAGAGGAGAGGGGGUCGUCCAAGGAUACUGAGGAGCAGGAGGAGAGGGAGUCGUUGGCGAGGGAGUGCGAACAACUCAGGUUACGAUGGAUCGAGGAGAACGGUGCCGCCACAGACCUUGAAGUGAACGUGAAGAUGGGCUCGUUCGAGGCAAGGGAGAAGAGCCUUGAAACGUUUUCUCGACUGUCUGAGCUAGUGGGCAUCUUUCCUUUCUCCCUCCAGCUCCCGCUCCAUGCUCUCUUCACAAGGCACCACGUCGAGGUGGAGUCUACCCGCGUCAGGACAGGACAGGACAGGACAGGACAGGACAGGACAGGACAGGACAGGACAGGACAGGACAGGACAGGACAGGACAGGACAGGACAGGACAGGACAGGACAGGACAGGACAGGACAGGAUGUAUGGGAAGAGGAGAGGAACCUGGCCGGGGAGGCUGAGUUUGGUGUCACUGUCAAAAGUCCACCCGAGCUCGUUGCGAUGCCUUUUGACGGCAACUGGCGGAUCAUCUUGAAAGCUAGCGGGUUUGCGAACAAGCCGAUGAGCUAUCGGUUGAUGGUGAAGAGAGACGAUCCGAACGAUGAUGUCAUUGCCAUCGUUUCAAAGCAACAACCCGGCAAGAGGAAUAAGAAGUUUGUAAACGGGCAGUUCGGACAUUUUUCGAUACAAGAGCUGGAGACUUCAGGGUGGACUGUCGAGAACAAGGUUGCAAAGUCAAAGUUCCAUCAGCCUGAGUACGAGAAUGCAAUCUACAAUGAUUUCGAGCUGCUGUCAUUGAGGAAGAUACAGAAAAGCUGGAGAAACACGAGCAAGUCGCGCAGGAAGGCGACAGUGAGGAGGGAGCAGGAGAAAGCGUAUCGCCAGGCUGAGGCGUUUGUAGCGACGUUGAAGUUUGGGUACCCUUGCGAUGACAUAUCAUUGCGAUCUCAAGCAAAAAGCUUUCUUUCUCUCAUCUCCUCCCCGACCAUCUCCCACAUCACCAGGCACCUUCACGCCCACUUCGACGGACAUGACACCGUCUCCGAAGUCCAGCUGGGCAAGUUCACAUCGACCAUGACCGAGCUGGGGGGGCUCGAGAAAGUGCUCAGCAAGAGGAACCAUCCUCCCCCUCCUUCGCAGCAGCAGCUGGUGAACAGCUGGGAAGAAGCGAAGGAGAAGGACCUCACGGCGAAAGCGAACCAAUGCUACGAGUUGAUGCAGCGGCUGAAGGAGAGAAGCAUCCAGCGGCAGCGAGAGCUUGGUAGCGUCAAUGUGGCACCCAAAGUCAACGUGGCACCCAAAGUCAACGUGGCACCCAAAGUCAACGUGGCACCCAAAGUCAAAGUCCAACACAAACACAAAACCAACGCCACAUACAGAGUCAACAUGAAAUACAAAGUCAACGUCGGGCACAAGAAGAACUUCAAGUACAAAGUCAACAUGGGACCCAAAGUCAACGUGCAACGCGGCUUCAGGAGCAUAUAG